AUGGCCAAAAGAAGUAUUUUCUGUUUUAUUGUCAGUCUUCUGUCAAGCUUUUCUGCCAAAACAACAUCUGCCACAAAGGAAUCUUGGGAUUACCUUAAAAUGGCUCAGUUCUGGCCAGGAACGUCUUGUGUUUAUUUCGGAGAAAAGAAAUGUGCUGUUCCUCCUAGUACUCAUAGCUGGACAAUCCAUGGGCUGUGGCCUUCAGCUUAUACAGGGGAGCUGCCUGCAUAUUGCAAUGAUUCUAUGACUUUCAACUAUACCGAGAUCAAGGUUCUGCGUCACCAGUUGAAUGAACAGUGGCCUAAUUUCAACAAGUCUGGUAGUCCCUUAGCUUUGUGGUCACACGAGUGGACUAAACAUGGAACAUGUGCCUAUGAGUUGCCUGUCCUUCAGGGGGAGUUGAAGUAUUUUAACUCAACUCUACAGCUUCACAACACUCUAGAUCUGCUUGGUGUACUCAGUGGCUCAAGAAUCAAUCCCAGCAAGAAAAAGUUCUAUGAUCUGACAGAUAUUUUUCUAGCUGUUUCUGGCAAAUACAGUAAAGUGCCUCAAAUCAAGUGUUUGCAUAUGAAUGAUACCUAUUAUCUGGAAGAAAUCUGGCUAUGCUAUGACAAGACAUUUAAUUUAAUUGACUGUCCUGAAGCAAGUCCACCGACUAAAGAAAAUACCUUGAGAGUGAAAUACCCAGAAAAACCAGAGUUGCCUCUCUACUUUAAAAGUGAAAAGAAAAGCUACUUUGUGGACUGCCCUAGUUCCGGAGGUGUGCUUUAUGUUCCCAUUCCUCGCAGUCAGAAGUCGACACCAUAG
Candidula unifasciata is the source of this 807-nucleotide messenger RNA. The record is from the annotation of a GenBank genome assembly. NCBI's taxonomy places the organism in Eukaryota, Metazoa, Mollusca, Gastropoda, Stylommatophora, Geomitridae.